AUGCCUGAGCCAAUUCCGGUUUAUCAGCCGCCUUUUCCGUUUCCUUCCCGAGUUGCCCUUAGUCCACCAGAAAGAGAGCAUCUAGAGUUUGUUAAGCAUGUGAAGGGUAUCCCGAUUAAUACUACCUUUGUCGAGUCCUUAUCCAAAAUUCCCGAGUAUCAAAAAUUAUUUCAAGCCUUGAUAGACACCCAUAAGCAAUUAAAGAAGCAUUCCAAGGUGAUUCUAAGUGAGCAAAGCUCAAAAGUAGUGUUGGGAGAGAUACCUAAGAAGAUGGGGGAUCUUGGACGCCUCACUCUUCCAUGUGAAUUUGGGAAUAACAUGAAGAAGUUGGAUAUUCAGAAGUUGAAGGCUACACGAAUGAAUAUUCACAUGGCGAACCGUUCAGUGACACAGCCCCGGGGCAUUGUGGAGGAUAUUCUGGUAAAAAUUGGAAAAUAUGUUUUUCCAAUAGAUUUUGUAGUGUUGGAUAUGAAAGAAGAUCCCGAUGUUCUAAUUAUCCUUGGUCGUUCAUUACUUAACACUGCUGGAGCUCUUGUUGAUAUUCGCAAGUCUAAGCUCACCUUGAGGGUUGGUGAUGAAAAAGAAAUUUUUGGGAUAGAGGAUGGCUUUCAAGAGAAUCAUGCUCAAGAAGAGGUGUUCACCGUUGGUGAAGAUAAUGAACUUGAAGAAUUAGAAAAUCUCAUGGAAGAUGAAAUUAAGACAAUUCAUCAAGUCAAACGAACAAAACCAAGAGCAUCUGUUCCAUAUUUAGUUGAAGUCAUUGCUUACAAGAGUCCACUUUCUUGGGUGAGCGAGGAAGAUGAUGAAAUGACAAGUGAUGAAGAAGAGGUUACUUCAAGGAUGACAAGGAAAAUGGUGAAAUAA
Messenger RNA from Lactuca sativa (garden lettuce), 864 nucleotides. The record is from RefSeq and is a predicted model, not a curated record. Lineage: Eukaryota; Viridiplantae; Streptophyta; Magnoliopsida; Asterales; Asteraceae.